Messenger RNA from Rotaria sp. Silwood1, 375 nucleotides. The record is from the annotation of a GenBank genome assembly. NCBI's taxonomy places the organism in Eukaryota, Metazoa, Rotifera, Eurotatoria, Philodinida, Philodinidae.
AUGUUAUCAUCAUUACCUUUUUGUAUACGUUAUAUGAUUCAUCUUAUAUUCACAAUUUGUUUUCCAUUUUACACAAUCUAUCAAACUUCUAUUUUACUCAUUAAUCGAAUUCAUCGUAUCACUUAUCCAAUUUAUCGAGCAAUGACAUUAGUUACACGUCUAUUUACUUUUUUUGUUACAUUACCUAUGCGUAUUAUUACAUUUUUUACUACACAAAUUCCUGUUUUAUUAAGAAAUCUACUUAUAUUAUUAAUACUUGCAGCUAUUACGAUUGGAUUCAUAGUUCUAUUUUCGGAUGGUAAUCAAUUUAAUUAUAUUAAAUCAUAUAUACGAAAUACUACAGAUUGGAUAUUGAAACAGAGUUCAAUGAUUUGA